AUGAAGAACAUCUUCGCAUCAGCAACAUUACCUCGUUCAUCAGCUUCAUCGAUCAAAUCAACCACAUCAACUGCUCAUACAAUCUGCAAAACAACCGACGGCUUCGGCGGCAGCACAAACAAAUUAGACGAAAAUGGCGACACCAAAGACCCCCGCGAUGUAACUAAUAAUAGUUUUAAUCGAUUCGAUCCUAAAUACAUAAGUAUAGGUCCAAAAGCGGUCCGGGGAAAUAAUAAUCUCAAUAUUGUGGCAGCGGCAACAGCAAACAAAUGCGCCACUUUGCGUCAUGUGGGUAGGUAUGGUGGGUCCCUCAAAGGCGUAACGAGUCCUAGUCCAAAUUUGCGAAGCGCUAAGACACCCAGCAUUGCAACUGUUUCCAAGGAUUAUUGCAAUCAACCAGAUUGCAUACCACCCUACAAGAAAACUCCAACAACGAACACUUUCACAGACAUUCCAGGUACUACAGGUGUGGGCAGCUCGAUUGCAGCCGCAGCUGCUAAAAAGGAGAGUGAGCGACAACAGCAAUUACAACAAUAUCAUAAUCAACAACAGCAACAACAGCAGCAACAACAGCAGCAACAACAACAGCAACAACAACAACAACAACAGCAACAACAACAAAUACAACAGCAGCAAUUACAGCAGCAACCACUGCCUUCGGUGUAUAGCAUUGAAACAGUGCCCUAUCGGCCACCACCACCAAGCCAACCAAAUCAAAAUGCUACCUCUAUGAUGCAGCAAACCCAGCAGCAACAGCAAUCUCAGCCGCCACACCAACAGCCCCAACAGCUGCAACAGCAGCACCAACAAUCACAAUCCAGACAACAGAUGAAACAACAAAAUUCAAUAGUCAAUCAACCGCUUCCCGAUAUCCCACAACAUCAACAACAACAUUCAACGAAGAUCUCCCAACAGCCACUUUGUGCCGCGAAUUUGAACUCAUACCGCUCCCUCCAGCGUCCCACUUCACAAAAAUUACAAAUUUCUAACGCCCGAAGCGCUGAUCUACUAAACAAUCCACAAUCCUACACAAUACAAAACCAACAGCCGCAACAAAAUACCAAGAUUACUCCACCGACCCUACCACCAAAGAAUCGCCACAAAGAAGAUCGGUCGUCCUCGCGACAUUCCAAUGUAAAUCCGCAAACCCUGCCUCCAAAAUCUUCAAGCCUUCGUCAGCAACAACAACAGCAACACCCAUCGACACAUAGCACUUUUGGCUAUGAUCGUGGCGGCCAAAAUGUGGCGCAUCAACCAGAACGAUCCCGACGAAGUGAGAGCCUAGAAAACGCUAACAAAUCUUCCUCAGGAAUGUCUUACAUGGAGCAAUAUAAAACCAGUUCGAAGCAUCAACAACAAGAACAACACUACCCGCAAUACCAACAACAGUCGUCAUCUUCGUCGCACCGUCAAGCCUCGAAUGUCAUCUCUACAGCCUCUUCUCACCACAGCAAUGCUAAUUCUUCCUCAUCUGGCUAUCAUCAUCAAAGUAGUAGCAAAAACCACUACGACCCGCAGCAACAAAAUGCCUAUUAUCGAUCUCUUAAACGUGGUGGAUCUCACGCCAACAACGACCUCUACUCCGUUACCGAAUUGUAGGAGUGU
Episyrphus balteatus (marmalade hoverfly) is the source of this 1605-nucleotide messenger RNA. Its product is annotated as alpha-protein kinase 1-like. The transcript has a single exon. The record is from RefSeq and is a predicted model, not a curated record. Gene Ontology annotation, molecular function: transcription cis-regulatory region binding. Gene Ontology annotation, biological process: regulation of transcription by RNA polymerase II. Gene Ontology annotation, cellular component: nucleus. Lineage: Eukaryota; Metazoa; Arthropoda; Insecta; Diptera; Syrphidae. Bases 1 to 1599 code for a protein of 532 amino acids.